Messenger RNA from Amblyraja radiata (thorny skate), 1009 nucleotides. Its product is annotated as fibroblast growth factor 4B-like. The coding region runs from base 1 to 585 and encodes 194 amino acids. The record is from RefSeq and is a predicted model, not a curated record. The transcript has 3 exons. NCBI's taxonomy places the organism in Eukaryota, Metazoa, Chordata, Chondrichthyes, Rajiformes, Rajidae. Gene Ontology annotation, molecular function: growth factor activity.
AUGUUUCGGCGAGCUCCUCUCCACUGGACCGGGUCACUCGUUGUCCUUGGCCUCCUUGCCGGAGUGGCCUGCCCCAUCCCCAUAGCCAGGACUGCGAGAGGGGGUCUGGGCGAGAGAUGGGACACGCUCCUCUCCAGAUCCUUGCAUCCGAUCUCUGGGAGGAAACUGGACCUCGGCUGGGACAAGGACUAUUUCAGAGGAAUCAAGAGAGUGAGGAGGCUAUAUUGCAACGGCGGCAUCGGGUUUCACCUGCAGAUCACAUCCGAUGGGCAAAUUUGUGGAGCUCACUCUGAAAACGAGUACAGUCUCUUAAUGAUAUCUACAGUUGAGUUGGGAGUGGUUAGUUUAUACGGUGUGAAAACGCAUGCCUUUGUGGCGAUGAAUAGCAAAGGUCGACUGUAUGCAUCGAAGGACUUCAGCAGUGAAUGCGAAUUUAAAGAAAGACUCUUGCCGAACCGCUACAACGUGUACGAAUCGAAGAGUUACCCGGGGAUGUACAUAGCGUUGAGUAAACACGGAAGACCCAAGAGAGGAAGCAAAGUUUCACCCACAUUGAGAGUCACGCAUUUUUUACCUAGAUUAUAAAAAAUUAUUUUUUUUCACAAGACAAAAUCUUCAUGGAAAUAGCAUUGCGGAAGAGUAUAUAUGUACAGGACAUUUCUCGUCUAACGUUAACUUAUUAACUGAUAUGGAAACAGCAUUACCUGUAAAUAGGUACUACUUUUUAUAGUUAUUUUGACAUUAAUGCUGCUUUUUAAAGUAAGUGUGACUCUGGGCAUGCGUGAAGGAUACUAUCCAUUGUGGUCAGAUUGUGUUCUCAGCGAGACCAGAAUACUCUUUAGUUAAAAGGCCAGUUACCAGUUGCAGUAGGAUCUGUUUCCUAAAUUCUGCAAAAUGUCGGUGGCAUGGUGGUGCAGCGGUAGAGUUGCUGCCUCACAGCGCCAGAGACCCGGGUUUCAUCCUGACCACGGGUGCUGUCGGCACGGAGUUUGCACGUUCUCCCCGUGAC